CGGACGCAAACAAAAUGGCGGCGCCCAGUCUGGCCGGCCGGGAGGGCGGCGGAGGGGUUGUGCAAGCGCGGGGCGAGUAGGAAACGGGGCACAGCCAAGCCAAGGGGGAGGUCGGCGGUUGACCCUAGCCCCCUUCCCCACAACCGGCCUCAUGGCCCACGGGGAGCUGGACGAGGAGACCCUCAACGACCUCUACAGCUGGGUGGACGCCAUCCCGCUCUCCCGCCCCAAGAGGAACAUCGCCCGCGACUUCAGUGAUGGAGUUCUGGUGGCUGAAGUGGUGAAGUUUUACUUUCCAAAAAUGGUGGAAAUGCACAAUUAUGCACCAGCUAAUUCUACUCAGCAGAAGCUCUCCAACUGGGGGCACCUCAACAGGAGAGUGCUGAGCAAACUGAACUUCUCUAUCCCAGAAGACAUUGUCCGGAAGAUUGCCCAGUGCACUCCUGGGGUGGUGGAGCUGGUCUUGAUUCCUUUGCGGCAGAAAAUUGAGGAGAAGCAAAAGCAGGCUAAGAUGUCCUCAAACUCCUAUCAGGAGCUGGGAUUGCGCUCAACCCUGGAAGAGAGCAACUACUUGGAUACAGUCCAUACUUCCAAGUCCAAACCCAACAGCACCGGGACGAAUAACCAGGAACCCCUUGGAUCCGAAAGGGGGGUGAAGGGACAGCCAGGCUACAUGAUGCCUCUCCAGACGGAUGCCAAUCUGCGCCUCCACUUGGCUGAACGGGAGCAAGCUCUACUGGUAUCCCAAGAGACGAUUCAGAUCCUCCAGAUGAAAAUUCGCAGGCUGGAACACCUCCUGCACCUGAAGAACGUGCGGAUUGAUGACCUCUCUCGGCGCCUUCAGCAGGCAGAGCAGAAGAAAAAAUGAAUGGGUCUAACUCAGGUCUCUCCCAGUUUUGAAUCCCUAGCCCAGACGACGAUGCCAAAAUGGCCAGGCCUUUUCCUCCUCCAGGCAGCUCUCUCUUCCCCUGCAGGCAGAUGCCUCCAAGCUCUGGGGUGGGGCCCCCGAGAUGUUGAAACCAAGACUGGUAAGGGAUCCUCAUUUUAAAGAAUAAGCCAUAUAUCUCUCAAGUUUAGCUAAAGCCCCAGUUCUGACACAGGGAGAAAAAAAAUUCGACCUGGUUGAAUUCUACACCCGAGGCUGAUAUCCAGGAGAGACCUGAAGCCGGCCCCAGGAGGAGGAGGAGCCCUGGUGCUCCAGGCCCCCUGGACCAAAUCAGGCAGAUGCCCCGUCUGUGCAUGGUCUCCCCAGAGCAGACCCCCUCAGGAGAAAUUGCUCCAGUGGGAGUUGUUUCUUUUUUCCUGGGUGGUCCUUGGUGGUCCGUGGGCCUAGGGAGUGUGAGCGAAAAAAACACUCCUCGUAGUUUUCGUCCAACUUAGGCAAGGCAUAGCAUCUGUUUAAGGCUCAGCCGUUGGCAGGUGCCAUCUCUGCUGGGUUGGAAGGCUGGAAAGCAAGUCUGUCCUCUUGGACCAUGGCCAAUCCUGUCUUCCAAGGAGCAAGGCUGGUUUCUGUGUUGGACACCUGUGAUGGGCCCGGUAGGGGUACUCCUGGGAAGAGCCUCCCUAGAUGUGUGUCUCUUUGGAGCAACGGGGCAACCUGGUUCCAGUCUCCUCUUUCUGUAGCUUGGAGAAGGGUUCUGAGUGUGCUUGCACCCAGUGACUGCAGACAUGGAGCUCCCUUUGACUUAGGGGCUGCGUUGGAUCUUGCAUUAUGGUGGGGGUGGGGGUGGGAGAGGCACACUUCCACAAACGGGAGAGCGGCCCGUUACCCGUAUGCUCGUGGGAGUUUCAUGAGCUGUACAGAGGUGUUGGGAGGUUGAGCAGCAUUUAUCCUAGGUGUUUCUGCAUCUGGACAGAUCCACCCCACAGCAGCGUCCAUUAGUGGUGACAGCUCUUUGGAGACCUACGGGCCAAAGUGGACUUUGGCCUGUUGGCCAACGUAAGCCAAGCUAGCACAGCUGCUCUUACCUGGUAUGGCUCGGUUGCAGUGGCCCUCCAAGGCCUGGGUUUGAAAUAACAGUCCUGCUUUUUUGCUUGAGAAGAACAUUCAAACAAUUCCUUAUCUUAACAAAGAGAAGUCUUUGUUGUUAACUUUGGAGGAAUUAUUCCUAGUCCUUCUGACUGGUGCUCUUGGAGCAUUACAGGCCCUGCUUGGAUCCUGCGAUCCCGACUCUCCUGUCUCUGAAUACUGUACAGUAUGUCAGUGACCAUCUUACUGGGAUGGAGGAGAAUUCGGCACUUUCUGUGUAACUGUCAUCCCUCGACCUCUGGCUUUUCUGCUGUGGAUGGUGCAGGUGGGGGAAGAGAUUGCUUUCCUCAGGGCACAGCUCGCAAGCUUCUGUGGGGAAAUCUGUGACACUGGGGCAGAACACAUUUGAGAGUGCUCUGUGGAUGCCCCCCCCAACCCCCGUUCUGUCGUCUAGCUGAGGGUGCUCAUUGGAAGCCAAUAUGUAAUUCCUUUGUUCCUCCUCCAUCCUUUAAAAUCAGGACCAGGUUUAGAGAAAAAGAGUUUAUCUUGAGUUUGGAGAAAAUCAGCUGGGAUUUAUCAUCAAGUUUUUUUUCUAAUUUUUUGGUGGGGGGAGGGUAUGAGAUUUCAGCAUGUGCAGGGAUAUAAAAAGUAGUGGAGGAAUAGAUUUUUUUGUCUUUUCAUUGCAAAGAGAGGCAAACUUUGCUGAAAUUUUGAAUUGUCACUUGUAGUAGAAUUAGCCGAGCUGUAAUGAUCUCUGGUGGCUUGCUAGAUGCAGCUAGAUUGGCUUCCAGGGUAUACCUCUGUGUAAUAUUUCUAUAGAGUCUUUUAUACUCUGCCUUAGAGAUUACAGUUCCUGUCCUGCAGACCCGUGUAGACAUUUUUUAUUGCAAGCCCCACUUUUGUGCCUUUACAGACAAUAUAGGGAGUUCAUACAAAGUUUGGCGUGAGCUUUGUUGUGGAAGAUUCUGAAGUUGCCAGGUGGAUAGUUAAUGUGACUGACUCCUAUGUGGCUUAACCCUCUGUCUGUUUGAUGUGGAUCUCAGGAUUUUCUGUGAGCCCUUUCCAAGUGGCCUUGCAGCUGCAUUGUGGGAGUGUAAGCCCGACUCAAACCCGACUUCCCUGGCUCUUUAGAAGGUGGCUGGGAGGGGACCCUUUCCCUAGUCCUUGAGCAGAGGCAUCUAGGGCCAUUUAAAAAUGAGGUGAAGUUGACAUGUACUCAUGGUGCUUUUGGGGUGCUCUAAAUGCUCUGAGCUCUGACGUAUAGCCUACCACCCCAGGGGCUGCCGAUGGUGGCUCUCCAAGGCUGCUACUGCAUUCCUGUAAGCAAACAUAACAUACAGGACUGGUGACAAAAGAGAUGUGGCCAAUCACGGGCCAUCCCAUGAGAGAGAGAGAGAGAGAGAGAGAGAGAGAGCGAGUGCAGCUGCUCCCACAUCUGCUCAAAACCAUCAUUCAUCCUGACCGAGAGCCAUCUUUCAGUGGUGUUUCAGGAUGUGUCACCUAGGACCUGGCCACGUGUUAGAGCAAGCUUGAGACACAGGGGGAAAUGAGCCCGCGUUUCCCCUCUUGCUGGCUUCUGCAAAUGCAAAAAUGAUUGCAUGGAUGAGUGGAUCCCUUCCGUUGGAGCCGUCGUGCCAACGGGUUGCUCUUAAUCAAUCUCUUUUCAGUUCUGGUGAUGCUAAUGGUGCAUUUGGGUAAUGCUGGGUCUUGGUGUAAGCAGAGCCGAGCACAGGUUCCCGUGGGAUCUUGUGGCUUCAUUGUUGUCGGGCUAUUUAGUGCUUAGUUCAGCAUUCGAGAUUUUGUUCCUCUUUCCUCUCUUUUCUCUGUCUCACCCUUGCGGUGAGAACCCCAAAAUAUUGUUUUGCUUUUUUUUUUUUUGGUAAAAUAAAUAGCAAGACCUUUGCUGGUCAUCAUGUCUACUCAAAUCAUCCUUUCCAAACUAACUGGAGUGUUUUGGGAGUUGUGCUCCAGAUGUAAGUUUUCCCGGCCUUACAGUAUGUUUGCUUUUCCCACUCUAAAUUGUAGUGUACAUUUACCGAUUGUGCAACAAGGCAAUGUCUUUUCUAGCACUCUGAGUAACGCUGAUGAGGUUCUCUCUCUCUUUUUGGUAUGGAACUGCACAUCAUAAAAAUGAAAGAUAUUAAGAAAGAGUUUGUGCGUGCUUGUUUUUUUAAAAAAAUAGAAAUACCCACUCCCAUCAGUUUCUCUCCCUCCUCUUUGCCUCCAGAGUCUCUGCCUCUAGGAAACCAGCUGGAAGACAUUUCAGGCAGACCGAAGUUGCUCUGAGGAGACCAACAUUGUGUCCCCCCAGCAGCUACUGUCACAUUGCAGAUGAGAGAGCCAAGUCAGGCUUGGCACUUGUGAAGAAGGGGCAACUUUCUGCCUAUCAAACUUGUUAUAAAAUAGAAGCAGCUCCAUGCAGCACCUCUCCUCAGGCCAUGGACCUUGGAGGACUGGGCCCAUGACCCCCUACUUAUGCAAAAAAAAUCUUAAUUCUUGUAGUGUCACUGGGGGCAGGGCACAAAAAUUACAUUAAUUUGGCUGUUGACUGCUCAAAACACAUCAAAUUUCCCCCUUAGAGGGCACCAGGGCACUUUUUGCACCAAAAAUGUUCUUCCUAGGUACCAGAAUUCUUUUCAAUAGACCGGUGGCGGUUCUGAAGGGUUGUCUGCAGGGCUCCGGUGGUCGCUUGUAGGCUCUCUGUUGCUUGCCCCUUGUCCAGUCAAUGAGUUUGAUGGGUGUAGGUCUGAUGCACUGUAACGAUUCUCCCUCCAUCUCUCACGCUCACCGCUGAGAACUAAGAGGUCUUUUGUCCAAUUAAAUCGGCCACACCUGCUAUGCUCUUGAGAUCCUCUGAUCCAGAUUGGGGGGAGGAUGGGGCAUUUGGGAGGUCUUGGUGUCGCUCAUCCCCUGUUCUUUGGCACACCUGUCCCAGAAACAACAGGCUGGUUGCAAUACCGCCUUCAGAGUUUUCCAUCCUGUUGCACAAUUCAAGGAGAUGUUCCUUGCGGAGGGCAGGACUGAUGUUUGACAGUUGUAUCAGGUUGGUAGCAAAGAGAUCCUCUCUGCAAUCAUUUGGGGCAGAAUCCAGACCUCCAUUGCUUGCCUUCCAGUUUGGAGUUUGGGUGGAAGAGUGUGGGAUUGGGAAUCCACAGGGGCCAAGUAACUCGAAAAGCAGAUUCUUUGGUAGAGAUCCUUCAGCGGUAGCAUCCUGCACAGGUGAGAUGAAGACACGGAAUAUGCAGGAGCUUGUACACCAGCCGCUCCCAAGCUGACAUCCUCCAGUUGUGGGUGGGUCACUGUUCCAUCAUCUCCACCUUGUGUGCCUGGCUGUGAGGGACUGGGGUUGAUGGGACCUGCACUCUUGACACGUUUGAUAGAUGGAAGGUUUGGGAAGACUGACGCAGAGCGGGUGCAUGGGUUGUGCAGUUGAUGUUCUCCAGCAAAGUUGGGCCCUCUUUGGAUGGUUUGUCUGCGAUGACCGGCGCAGUAAGAGAACCAAAUAAGAAAGGACCCUCCCCUCGCUCUCUUUUCCUUUGGGGAAGAUAUAAAGAGUGGAAUUCCGUUAAUUCCUGUGUUUGUAGUGCAUGCUUUCAGCUCACUGCUUGAACUUUCUCUCCCUGACCCAAUGGAAUUGUUCCCGUUUCUGAAUCACGCAAUGCAUGCCCGUUCGUCCGUUCCUGGGGCCAAACUUGAGAGAAUUUCCCUCAAGGUCAAGUUCCCACCCCCUGGAGCCCAAGACCACGUGAGGCUUCAAGUCCCCCGGAAAGAGAAGUAUGACUCAGAGGGUGACCCGUUAACCAAUGCCUGUAAGCACACACAGGUCUUGAAGGGGCUCAAGAGACCAUGAUGAUGGAGGAAGAAGCAGGUCAUGGGGUCAGGAGUGGGGGGGGGAAUAACAUUUUGUAGUUAUUUAAAGGGCAAAGUCCGGCCCCCUUUCCAGAUGUGGUGAGGCCGGUUCCCAUAACCUCCAGCAUAGCAGAGCCGGCUGGGGAUUCUGGGACCUGGAGUUGAGGAUUCCAACCGGGGGAAGGCUUGCCAGGCUGUUCUCAAGCCCAACAAGGAAAUCCUGGAUGAGCGGAAAAAAUGAAAGUCUGCCUCGUCGGCCAGGAAAACAAGGUGACAGGGAGCAGCAGAUCACACAGACUAGUUAUCGGCUUUCCGUGCUGUUCACUGUUGACUUGGGAAGGGGGAAAAAAUCUUGUCUCUCUCCCUCUCAAAUGUAAAGAAAGCCUGAGCAUUCACAACGACAACAACAAAAAACUAGAUUUGAUGGCAUACAUCAUCUCUAGAGACUUGGUGGGUCACUGACCCGCACUUGGUUUUCUUCCAUUCCUGUCCUUCGGGGGAUGGAGGAAAUCAGCCCCGCGUUUGUGUAACCCUCCCCUCCCCCCUGCAGCACUUGGGAUUUAGAAGGCUGGAAAGACAGUGGCCAUUGAACUCAACUUCUCUGUAGAGUCUGGGGAGCGAGUCUUCUGGGUUUCAUUAACAGAAACCACACCUUUUGGUCCAUUAUGUUCCUAUUCCAUUUUCCCACUCCUCAGUCUUCUUGACCCAUAAUUGAGGCACUGGUUUAGCAUUUGUUAAGUAUUUGUUGUUCCAAAAUUAUCUCAGUAACAUAUUCUCCGCUUCUCUGUAUUUUCAUUCUCUGAUACUUGACAAUCAAGGUGUGUACAUUUUUAAAUUUAUUCCAAAGUAAAAGAUUUCCCCCCAACACAUGUUCUCUCUCUCUCUCUUUUUGCCCCUGGGAAUAGAACCAUAUCUAUUUUUGGUAAGCCAAAUGCUGCUGGCAAUUACGUGCAUUUUUGACCUAAUUAAUUGAAUGGCUGCAAUUGGUGUC
Messenger RNA from Pogona vitticeps (central bearded dragon), 6809 nucleotides. RefSeq names its product sperm flagellar 1 (gene SPEF1). Lineage: Eukaryota; Metazoa; Chordata; Lepidosauria; Squamata; Agamidae. The record is from RefSeq and is a predicted model, not a curated record. Gene Ontology annotation, molecular function: microtubule binding. Gene Ontology annotation, cellular component: axoneme. Gene Ontology annotation, biological process: regulation of cytoskeleton organization.